Zasmidium cellare ATCC 36951 is the source of this 1494-nucleotide messenger RNA. RefSeq lists its product as uncharacterized. The transcript has 5 exons. Gene Ontology annotation, biological process: transmembrane transport. Bases 1 to 1494 code for a protein of 497 amino acids. Gene Ontology annotation, cellular component: membrane. NCBI's taxonomy places the organism in Eukaryota, Fungi, Ascomycota, Dothideomycetes, Mycosphaerellales, Mycosphaerellaceae. The record is from RefSeq and is a predicted model, not a curated record. Gene Ontology annotation, molecular function: transmembrane transporter activity.
AUGGUCGACGACAUCGACGACCUCACGAAACAAGAUGUCGCCGUGCACGACCUCCGCGUCGCGGCCGCACAGAUGAUGUCCGAGGAAGAGUUCCGCUCCAUCGAGAAGAAGCUCAAGUGGAAGCUGGAUGUGCGGUGUACGGGCAUGUUGACGUUUAUUUAUAUAUUGAAUUAUCUUGAUAGAAAUAACAUCGCUGCUGCGAAAGUUGCUGGUCUGGAAGCCGAUCUGCAUCUCACUUCGACGCAGUACUCGCUCGCGCUGUCGAUUCUCUUCGUUGGAUAUGUGCUUAUGCAAGUCCCGUCCAACAUAUUUCUCACCAAACUCCGGCCGUCGUUGUAUCUGCCUGCGUGCAUGGCAGCGUGGGGGACGCUCAGUGCGUGUACGGGCGCUGUACAGAGCGCGGGCGGGUUGACGGGGGUGAGAUUUCUGUUGGGCUUGGUCGAAGCGGCGUACUAUCCGGGCAGUCUUUUUCUUCUAGGCUCUUGGUACAAGCGUGAAGAGCUGGGUGUGAGGUGUGCGAUUCUGUAUGGUGGUUUGCAGGUUGGAGGUGCCAUCUCCGGUCUGAUCAGCGCAGGCAUCGAAAGCGGUCUAAACGGCGCUCUGGGGAUCCCGGCGUGGAGAUGGAUCUUCAUCAUUGAGGGCUCCAUCACCGUCUUCAUCGCCCUCUGCGCCAUCUUCAUCAUCCCCGACUUCCCCUCCAACACCCGCUGGCUCUCCGCCGACGAGCGAGCCGUGGCCGAAUGGCGCCUCAUCCGCGACGCAGGUCAAGUCGAUGAAGUCGCGGAGUCGUGGUCCGAUGGAUUCAAGAUGGCCUUCACCGACUGGCGGACGUACGCCUUCUGCGCCAUCAACCAGUGCGUGUUCGUCUCGACUUCGACGCAGAACUUCUUGCCGAGCAUUGUGGCCACGCUGGGAUUCAACAAGAUCGAUACGUUGCUUUUGACGGUGCCGCCAUACGUGGUCUGUCUGAUAACAUCUGUGCUGAACAACUGGUCUGCCGAUCGUACGAGGAACUCGUCGUUCCACUCCAUGUGGCCGUUGGUAGUAUCGAUCAUCGCGGGUAUCAUCUCCGCCUCGACCCUCGAAAAAGGCGCCAGAUACUUUGCCAUGAUCCUUCUGAUGGUCGGCGGACACAGCGCCAACACCGUCGUCGCCGCGUGGGCGCAGAAGACUCUGUUACGUCCUCGCAUCAAGCGUGCCGCCGCGAUCGCAUUCAUCAACGCAUGCGGUAACAUCGCUCAGAUCUGGACUCCAUACAUCUACCCCGACUCCGCGGCACCUCGAUAUGUCAUGGCCAUGUCGAUCAAUGGAGGAUUCGCCCUGGCGGGAAUCAUCAUGAUGUACGGUUUGCGUCUGACGCUGAGACGAGCGAAUAGGAAGCUCGAUGAGAGGGCCGCUCGUGGCAGUAUUACUGGCGAGAAUGGUCUGAGAGAUGUCGUUGGCCUGGGUGGUGCGAGUGCGGUGUCGCCGGGUGACUUCAGGUAUACCACGUAG